This is a messenger RNA of Pungitius pungitius (ninespine stickleback), 4398 nucleotides long. RefSeq names its product v-src avian sarcoma (Schmidt-Ruppin A-2) viral oncogene homolog (gene src). Gene Ontology annotation, molecular function: non-membrane spanning protein tyrosine kinase activity; ATP binding; signaling receptor binding. The transcript has 14 exons. Gene Ontology annotation, biological process: cell differentiation; negative regulation of intrinsic apoptotic signaling pathway; bone resorption. The record is from RefSeq and is a predicted model, not a curated record. Lineage: Eukaryota; Metazoa; Chordata; Actinopteri; Perciformes; Gasterosteidae. Gene Ontology annotation, cellular component: extrinsic component of cytoplasmic side of plasma membrane. Bases 403 to 2061 code for a protein of 552 amino acids.
CAGACGCCGACCGCCCGGGAGCAGCCAGCACGGGUCUCCACACGCCAAUUGGGCGAUCCGCUGCGUGUACUUUUUAAAUUCCAUUCGUCGAUAUGUGAGCGGGAGAUGUUCCCCCCGGAGUCACCGCGCGUCAUGACCUCACCGCCCCCCCGUUGAAUGGGAUUCCUCGCCGCCGCCGCCGCCGCAGCCGCCGCGCACCCUCCGUUUGGCACAGUCGGUCUCUCCGCCGCCUGCUCCGAGCCGCUGAUUUUUACAAUCUCUUGACACUUUUUUUUUUUUUGGGUUUCUCCUCUCGGGUUCACCGGUGGCCUGAUACGAGAUCCGCUCUUUUUCCGUACCGUCAGAACAGCGGCUGCCGCACGGCGAAAGAUCCCCGGUGGCCCGCGCGUCAGGGCCUCGGCCAUGGGAGGAUCCAAGAGUAAGCCGAAGGAUGUCGGCCAGCGCACACGCAGCCUCGAGGGCAACCUCGGCUCCGGCGGCGGGGUUGGCGGCCACCACCUCGGCGCCAAUCAACAGUCCUUAACACCCAACCGUAGUCCCGCCAUGGAGGGCGGUCUGGGUGGCAAUCAGCCUAUGACCAAUAAUGCAGAGAUGACCCUGUUUGGAGGUGUGGACAACAACACUGUCACCUCUCCCAACAGAAUCACGCUAGCAGGAGGCGUGACAACAUUCGUGGCAUUGUAUGACUAUGAGUCUAGAACGGCCUCAGACCUUUCUUUCAGGAAGGGUGAACGCCUCCAGAUAGUGAACAACACGAGGAAAGUGAACUGCAGAGAGGGCGACUGGUGGCUGGCGCGCUCCCUCACCACCGGAGAGAGCGGUUACAUCCCCAGCAAUUAUGUGGCUCCAUCUGACUCCAUCCAGGCAGAAGAUCAUCUCAGACUGACUCUAGAGUCCAGGUGGUACUUUGGUAAAAUCACUCGCCGCGACUCCGAGAGGAUGCUGCUAAGUUUAGAGAACAGGAGAGGGACUUUCCUGGUGCGAGAGAGUGAGACCACCAAAGGUGCCUACUGUCUGUCCGUACUGGACUACGACAACACCAAAGGGCUGAAUGUGAAGCACUACAAGAUCAGGAAGCUGGACAGCGGAGGCUUCUACAUCACGUCUCGCACGCAGUUCAGCAACCUGCAGCAGCUGGUCAACCACUAUCGCAAGCACUCCGACGGGCUGUGUCACAGUCUGACAGACAUUUGUCCUGUGCUGAAGCCUCAGACUCAGGGCCUGUCCAAGGAUGCCUGGGAAAUCCCGAGAGAGUCCCUGCAUCUCGACCUGAAGCUGGGACAGGGCUGCUUUGGGGAGGUGUGGAUGGGAACCUGGAAUGGGACAACACGGGUGGCAAUAAAGACUCUGAAACCAGGCACCAUGUCUCCGGAGGCCUUCCUGCAGGAAGCUCAGGUCAUGAAGAAACUGAGACAUGAAAAGCUGGUUCAGCUUUAUGCCGUGGUGUCCGAAGAACCCAUCUACAUCGUCACAGAGUACAUGGGACAAGGUAGUUUACUGGAUUUCCUGAAAGGCGACAUGGGCAAAAUGCUCCGCCUCCCCCAACUGGUGGACAUGGCUUCACAGAUUGCUUCCGGCAUGGCUUACGUGGAGAGGAUGAACUAUGUGCACAGAGACCUGAGAGCCGCUAACAUCCUGGUGGGAGAUAAUCUGGUUUGCAAAGUGGCUGAUUUUGGUUUGGCUCGCCUCAUUGAGGACAAUGAAUAUACCGCAAGGCAAGGAGCCAAGUUCCCCAUCAAGUGGACGGCUCCCGAGGCUGCUCUGUACGGCCGCUUCACCAUUAAAUCUGACGUCUGGUCCUUCGGCGUCUUGCUGACCGAACUGGCCACCAAGGGCAGAGUGCCCUAUCCAGGAAUGGUGAACCGGGAGGUGUUGGACCAGGUGGAGCGCGGCUACAGGAUGCCGUGUCCCGCCGAGUGCCCCGAUUCCAUGCAUGAGCUGAUGCUGACCUGCUGGAGAAAAGAGGCCGAGGAGAGGCCCACCUUCGAGUACCUGCAAGGGUUCCUGGAGGACUACUUCAACGCCACAGAGCCGCAGUACCAGCCAGGAGAGAACCUGUAACUGGGCCGAGCGUGUGCGGAGUGUGCAUGCGUCCUGCAUGCGCAACACCCAGCAUGUGCGUCCACUCCUAGAGGGUACGGGUACGUGUCAGGGUUUGCCCCCUUACUGUGAGACGGGGGCAGGGGGGGGGGGGGGGGGCAGAGGGCAGACUGCAUUCUGGGUACUGUCAACAUCAACACAUCAACUGUUACCCCGUGGGACAAGAAACCAAUCAGCGACUCUCAGUUCCUGCUUCUUUCCAAAGUCGCCGUCUUGCUCUUCUAUCGCAGGUUGAAAGGCUACACUGUGGUAUUUAGAGUUUAUUAACCAGUGCUGUGUCAUUCCGUAUGUCAAAUCAACCCCCCCGUCACAUCCGAGCAGGUUUUCCUACCUUCUUUGUGUUUGUGAGGCGCCCUAAAUGUAUACAUUCCGCAUGCGUUCCCCCCCCCCCCCCUGUGUUAGCUCACCCAGCUGGUCUCGUCGUUUACGACCACCAACACCGCAAGUGACGCCAGACCGUGGCGUGGGGGGGGGAAAUCAUCCAGACAAUGAAUGUCCCUGCUGGAAGCCCCCGGGGCGUUACUGAAUUUUCAUUUUGGGGGGGGGGGGGGGGUACCAUUUUAAAAAGAGUCUGUCUUCCACUAUUUGGAACGUACAGUCAUUUUUCCCGGGACGAUCUAGGUUGUGUUUUGUUCUUAGACCUGGAUCCGCUGGAAUAUAUUCAGGUGACAGAUUUGACUUUAAAACAAUGCUUCCGCUGUGCAACAUUUCAGCUAUAGUGUCCCGACCGCUGUGAGAUUAGGUACCAGACUGACACCUUUCGAUUCUCUUUGAGAGGGCGUAGUCUCACUCGCCAAUUGGACCAAUUGGCGCAUCGCUGUGAUCAACAUACAGCUAAACUCAAAGAAGAGAAUCUAUUUUCUAAUUGUGACUUUUCUUACAAACCAAUGGCUACUGAUCACUAACGCUCGUCUCAGGAUGGAGAAGACUAGAAUUCUGCUGCAAGGAUUUUUGUGCCAUUAAAAAUCUCUUUUGUACUCUUCUUCUAACUGUGUAAAAGUGUAUUUUAAUACUCUGCUUUUCUUACAAUGAAGUUUGAGUUGUGUAAGCAGUUGUUCUUUUUAAAGGACAAUCCACUGAGACCCUGCACCUGAGUACAGAACCAGCUGGUUUUAAGGUGCGGAUUGGUCUUCAAGCAUUGAAAUUGAGAUCAGGUGACUCUACCUUUUACGUUUUUUGACCUUCAUUUAUAUGAAGAUUUCGAUCCGUAAUCAGCCUCAGUAUUUUCUUAAUUAGUGCACAACGGAACACUGGCAUUAAUAUGUUUCUGUGAUAAAUGAGGUGUACGCUGAAGAUGGUGAUGCCUCCUUCCAGCUACCAGAGAGCCUUCCCAUAUAAACAGCAUGUACAGCAAAUAAAUUGGCAUAUUCAAAGUUAGUUGUAAAUAUCUUUAAUGCUUAUAUUUUUUUUGUGUACAUCACCUUUAUAAUUUAUUCCUUUGACUAUAACCCCCAUUGUCUAUUUUACUUUUGGCGUCAUCAUUCAAACUUCAAUGUUUAUGGUACUUUCAUUGGUUUAAUAACAACAAUAAUAACGAAAUCUAUAUAUAUAUAUAUAUAUUAUUAAAACACAAAUGUUUUCUUUUCUUUGUGCUUGUAUUUCUGUGAAACGUAUCCCGGUUGUACAUUUUCGAUAUGUCUGACAGAAUUGGUGAGGAGAACUGCUCUGUAUUCGCUGACUCAGUAUUGGUCAUCUGCCAGCGUUAUUUCCUUCUCAUAAUACAAUCAAAACCACAAAUGUUUACAUCAAAAUAAUCUUCAAAUAAAGUUGCUGCUGCUUUCGAGGCUGAUAAAUGAGCAGUUAAUCAAAUGAGAUUGUUGUUAACCAUUUUUGGGAGAUACCUGGGUACACCUGACUGUGUGUGUGUGUGUGUGUGUGUGUGUGUGUGUGUGGCCAUCCAUUGUGCGCCCACAAUCGAAGGCGUUCGGUAUCUGUGAAGCGCACUGUGUCCUGUGGACAUGCGCCACAAUGAACCCGUUGACUUGCUUGGGUGUAGUCGGGCGUUCUGGCAUCGUUCCCUUGUUUUCCUGACCUGUCACUCAAUGCAAAAGUACACAAAAAAAUGAUCUGGUUAUUGGUAUGUAGCGUUGCUUUGAAAGCCAGGGUUAUUUCCAGUUGGGUUACGUGGGUCUUCUCUCUGGCUAUGCAGAUAUUAUUUUUUAUCUGUUAUAUUCCUACAUAUACUCUUUUCUACUCUAUCCAUUGGAAAUUUUCAGACAAAUAGCUCUUUGUUAAAUUCUACUGAAUAUUGUUCAAAUUUAAAAGUAUGCUUGAAUAAAAUUUGUAUAUUGCCAACUC